AUUUUUAUUCAGUGUACAUUUAAAUUGUGUUUUAAUGCAAUUUUGUCCCACCCUGCUCCAUUUCAAAUUUGGCUCCCAGUGUGUCUUUACUUCCGGGCUAUUUUGAUGCAAUUUGCAAUUCCUUCUCUGUAUGCUCCUAGGUCACAGUUAGUGAUGCAAUGGUAAAACAAUGGGUGGAUUAAUGCCGAUUGUGGUGCAUUUACCCUCCACUAAACCACUGGUCAUAGUGUUUACAAAUAUGGCCAUUGGCUAAGGUUUUAUUCAGGGUCACACUAUCUCAUAUUCAGUAGGCAGCAAACAGAGAAGAUACAUGGGACCUAUUCAGGUUCAAAUGUUGCAGAUACAGGCUAAAUAUGAACUGACACAAUUACCUGUCAUUCUGCAUUACACACCAUAUGUAGGGGGCCCAAGAGCGACCAUCGGUCCUUCAGUGGUCAACCAUCCUCCACAGUCCCCAUGAUGUGUUCUACACUUUGCCAGUAGAUGGUUAUGAAUCAUGGUCAAAUUUUCCGAUUAUAUAUGUCUUGGCCGACCAAUUCUUGUAGUCUGUUCUAGGCUAUACACUUCUGUCUGAAUGUCCUGCAAUAUUAUGCACUCCUGAAUUUAAGCCCCUGGGCUGUAACUAAUCCAUUUUGUGUACAGGCAGUCUUACCUCUUAAAUCCUGUAUGGAUAUGGAAGUUGGCAUAAAAUAUUUGCAAAAAUUGAAUCUAUGUCAUUGUGGUAUUCCAUCAGCACCUUAAUUGGUCUCACGUUUUUGCCAGAGAUGCCAAGUGCUUUAUAUCCCAUGGAAAUACAAUACAUUUCAAAUUGUUUUUAAUAGGAAUUAUAACGUCAAACUCCUGCGCAACUCUGUAUACGAUCCCUUUGUACAGUCCACUGAAGACUAGUUUAUGACGCGCGUGAACAAACCCUCUGAAUUGGUGCGUGGGAGGGGCAACACCGCAGUGCAUAGUGCUGUUGGACUGUACCGAUGAGAAUCAGCCAUUGAAAACAAAUUAUCGUUACAUACCUACAUAAAGAGAAAAGAUACGUAUUUGGAUGACACAACAACGAUUAUGAUCAUUGUUGGCUAGCUGAUGGAAACGGACAUCUUUAGAAAUGUGCGCGAAUGUCUUUGGCGCUUUGAAAAGACACAUCACUGUGGAAUAGCAGCAGAGGAACCGCCUGCAAAUACAAUAUUUUGAGAGCCUCUCAAUCUGCAGUGUCUGGAUGCCGAUGGUGCAGAAGUUAGGCUACUGGUGUGUUCUUCUGAGCCAGCUUGAUCAUACCUGAGCCAGCUUGAUCUUAUUCAUUGAGUUUUCCCUCUGGAGUUUUUCUUGUUUGGAAAGCCCUUUGAUGGUGGAAAGAGGAUGGACCAUGGCAGCCAGCAGCAGCAGCAGCAGCAGCAGCACCCAGCCAUGAUACGGCUCUAUGAGGUCCAGCGGGAGGUCCAGUCUCUGGGCCCUCAGGUGUGCACCUUCAGCGGGUUGAAAAACGAGCGUGAGUACCGGCGGCUGGAGCGCGAGCUGACCCGGCUGCUCCUGGAGGUCGACCAGGUGGACACGGAGGGCAGGGCAGACCUACAGGGGGCACGCAAGAGAGCAGCCCAGGAGGUGGAGGGGCUGCUGCGCUACCUUGAGGAGAACGCCACCCACCCGUCCCGCCUGGCCAUCGAGGAGCUGAGCCGGGAGGCCCAGGGGCUGGUGGAGCAGGGGGUGGUGGAACCGCAGCGAGCCGGGGGCACAGCGGAGAUCAGUGAUGAGCUGGUGGAUGCUGUGCAGGAGCUGAUACUGAGGCUCACCCAGGUGAAGACAGGAGGGAGGGUGCCCCUCCGUAAGGCUCGCUAUCGGGCCCUGACACGACUGUGUGCCGUGCAGGACGUGAUCGAGGGGCGCACGCGCCAACAGACCCUCCCCCUGUCAGAAGAUACACACGUGGCCGUGCAGAGGAUCAACCAGGUGAUGGUGCAGGUGAGUGGGGCGCGCAGCCAGCUCGUGGCACUGCUGAUGGGGCUGAGUGGGAGGGAUAGCUGUGCCCACCUGUCCCGCGUGCUCACUGAGCUCCUGGUGGAGCUGGAUGCCCUCGAUGUGUCGGGGAACGCAGCGGUCCGGAACUACCGCAAACAGGUGGUGGAGGAGAUCAACGGUCUGCUCAAACACCUGGACCUGGAGGGGGAGGGAGAUGACACGCGCAGGUAUGACUUGGCGCAGAAUGACUCAAUCCGUCAGAUUGAGGCUGUGCGGGGUCGGGUGGGCCAGCUGCGCGGGGAGGUCCUGCGACACUGUGGGGUGGGCGACCUCUUCAGGCCCAAGCCUGAGCUCCAGAGUCUCCUCACACACCUGGACCAGGUGGACACGGCCCGUAACCCCUGUAUCCGUGAGGCCCGCCGACGUGCUGUGCUGGAGGUCCAGGCUGUCAUCACCUUCCUGGACCUCCGUGAGGCCCUGAUCUGCCGCCAGCCUGGCUCCAACGAGCCCCCACAACACAGGGCUGUGUGGAUGGUUCUGGGCAGCCUGUCAGACCUCCAGGCCCAGGUACUCUGCUUCAACGGCAAGCGGGCCGACAAGAGCUACAUAUUGCUUGAGGAGCUUCUAACUAAACAGCUGCUGGCCCUGGAUGCAGUUGACCCACAGGGUGAUGAGAUGACCAAAGUGGCCCGCAAGCAGGCAGUCAAGUUUGCCCAGAACAUCCUCAGCUAUCUGGACAUGAAGACAGACGAGUGGGAAUACUGAUCCACUGGAAAAGACUAUACAUAGCUGAAGUAUGCAUACGCCGACCUAUUAAAUUGUAUAUAUACACUGGUGUAUCAUCACUCUAAGAGUUUGGGUCUGUACAUUUUGACGAAAUCCCAGAAUGCACUGCAGCAGCGCUUUUGGUCUCUUUGUUGUCAUUGUCGCUGGCCUGUGGGUAAAAACAACAACCCAAGAAUUUUUUUGUGAAAUACAAUUUGGAGAAAAGUGUUAUGACGUGCUUUUGAAAGUUUAUUGAGCAUCUUUUUUAAAUCUACUGUAUGUGUAUGAGUUUUGAUCAGUGUUGUUGUGUGGUUGUAAAGCCUGCGGCCAAAAGCACUGAAGCCUGUUAUGGUGGUGGUCAGAGUAGUUAAGAUCCAGUCACGUCGUCUGUUUUUCAAAAGCAGGAGUGGGACUAGAGUAAUUACAUCUCAAUGGUAUCCAUGUUUUGCUUGACUACUUUGGAGGUCAGUUGUAAAUUAACUCAGCCAAACGAUGUCUGUGAUGUCUCAAAAUACUUCUUUACCGAGAUGAACAGAGAGUGUACAUCAGCACUGUGAGACAAGAUCUUCACCUGUUCAUUUAGCUUAUCCUCUGCUCUCUUUCUUCCUUUAAUCAACACUUCUGAGGCAAACUCCCCAUAACCAUGGCUGGACACACCAGUCUCUGGCAACUGUUCAGGUGACAAAUGAAAAGGAGAGCUUCUUCAUGGCUUUACCCACUGUCCUACAACAAUGAGGAUGGGCAUGGAACUCAGUGAAGUUAAACGGCCUGUGAGAUCCUUUGUCAACUUGGAGGGUUAGUUAAAGGCCUAGUAAAUAAAGAAUGAAUAUUUGUAGACACGAUAAAUUACUAUGUUUGUCUGUAAUUUGUAGCUAAAUGUUGAUUGUGACUUGUGUGUUUGCGAGGCUAUAUCUUGUCUGCAUUGAAUUUAGUGAAGGGGAAAAACAGAGUGUGGAGGUGGUUUUGUUUUUGUCUGUGACUUUUCUAUUGUCAGAGGAGUAUGUUGAUAGUGAUCACAGUGGACAGGGCAGUCUAAAACCGCUUCAGCAGAGGUAGAGAGCUAUUAGUAAAAAAAAAUCUGUGUCUUUCCUUUCACCCCCCCCCUUCUGGUGUUUUUACCUCAAACAAAGCAACCCCCACCAUACUCCACACACAAGCUAUGGAGGGACUGGCUGCUACCUUUUACAAAAGAAUCCUGAAUCCUGAAUGCACAUAGACCAGAAAAAGCACUAAAUGGGUGACUGAGGAGCACCUAGGCUAUUGUCACCGUGACAAAUGUGCACUUUUUACAAAUGUUCAGUAUUAUACCUCAACUGUUUGUAAAUGGACCCCUGCAUGCCUGGUAGAUAGCCCUAAGUACUAACAGAGCAUAAACAGUCCUCAGUUAACUCCCACAGAACUCCCAGACUCUCAACAUGACAGGGGUUAUUCAACCCUUCCCCUGCUGCUGUUGAAAAACAUAUGGCACAAAAACAGUGAAAUCCAGCUACACGUACAUGGGAUGUCUGACUCAUAAGUGAGAUAAUGAUUCGAUUAGACAGUGUUCAGUGUGGCCUUCGUGUAAUGGGUGUUUGUUCACACAGCAAACCUAAUGCUGUCUCAAAACAACCAACCCUGCCAGAUCAGAGGCUAACACUAGCUACUGUUAUAAUUCUCCUCUUGAUCUGCUCACGUACCAGUAGGUGUGAUUAUCAACACACAGUUGCACACAACCUUGCAGAAAUUGAACAUACCUCUUAUCUGAAAGCAAUGCAAGGUGUUCUAUCUGAACUACGUAUGCAUCGGUUGCAUCCAGUGUUUGAAAAUGCAUUGAACAUUUUAGGGGUAGAAUGUAUAAUUUUGUCAGUGAAGAAUACCAAAGCUGAUUUAUUUCAAGGAAACUUUUUUAUGGUCUUUACUCUGUGGUGGACCUUUUGGUUUGCUUAUUUUGCAAAUGGCAGGAAUGUGUCUGUGGGGUACAGUAUUAAAUGUUUUAAUUUGACGAUCUGUUUCUCCAGUCGCCUUUGACUAAGUGGAUUGUGACAGGCUCUGCUGUGUUUCUCAUACAAGAUGCACGUGUACAAACGCACACUGAGGUUUAAAUGAUGUGUGAAUGCUUCAAUAAUAGGUUUGUUUGACUUUUUAUUCCCACUCCAAAAUAAUAAUAAAAAGGUGUGUCCCGGA
Molecule: messenger RNA, 4875 nt
Organism: Oncorhynchus masou masou (cherry salmon)
Lineage: Eukaryota; Metazoa; Chordata; Actinopteri; Salmoniformes; Salmonidae
Product: BAG family molecular chaperone regulator 5-like
Exons: 4
Coding region: 1351-2712 (453 amino acids)
Biological process (GO): regulation of inclusion body assembly; protein stabilization; negative regulation of protein ubiquitination
Cellular component (GO): nucleus; membrane; cytosol
Molecular function (GO): protein-folding chaperone binding; adenyl-nucleotide exchange factor activity
Source: RefSeq, a predicted model, not a curated record